AUGGCGGAGACGUACUGGCCAAAGUUUGAUGAUAAGAAAUUAUGGAGCUAUGGCUGCAACGGGUUCAAUAGAGGUGAUCGACCGAUGAGUUCGCCUGGAAAUGGCCUUCCCGUUGACCAGCUGGACAAGCUCUACCACACAUACAAAGCAUGUCUUAUGUGUGCGAGACGAGUUCAUAGCCCAGCAAAUUCAAAUGGAGACGAAUGUAUCGGGGAAAUCGUAAAAUAUGAUGCAGAGAAAACUCCACGAAACCAAUGGAAAUGCAAUGAUCAGCCUGGAAGUUGUCCUCGACUUCUGUGCGAAUGUGAUCUCAUGUUUGCCCAAAAUAUUGGCGAUGCGAUGGAGUUUUAUGAUAAAUCGAAAAAGCACGGAAAAAACAAAUUCGAUCCAGAGCAAGAUUGCAUCCGCUCUGCAAACGGCGGCGACUUAAGAUGCUGCGGUGCCCCUGAUCAGGCAAUGGCCACAUACAACGCGAACAACAAGCAGUGCUGCAAGGGCGAAAUCUUAAACGUCGGCGACUUUUGCUGA
Molecule: messenger RNA, 528 nt
Organism: Oikopleura dioica
Lineage: Eukaryota; Metazoa; Chordata; Appendicularia; Copelata; Oikopleuridae
Source: the annotation of a GenBank genome assembly